UUAGAAACACAAGACGUGUCUACUUUCUACUUAUUCUUAGUAACCCAAGACAUGUCUACUUCCUACUUAUUCUUAGUAACACAAGACUUGUUUACUUCCUACUUAUUCUUAGUAACACAAGACUUGUUUACUUCCUACUUAUUCUUAGUAACACAAGACUUGUCUACUUCCUACUUAUUCUUAGUAACACAAGUCUUGUCUACUUCCAACUUAUUCUUAGUAACACAAGACUUGUCUAUUUCCUACUUAUUCUUAGUAACACAAAACUUGUCUAUUUCCCACCUAUCCUCAGUAACACAAGUCUUGUCUACUUCCUACUUAUUCUUAGUAACACAAGACUUGUCUACUUCCUACUUAUUCUUAGUAACACAAGUCUUGUCUACUUCCUACGUAUUCUUAGUAACACAAGACUUGUCUACUUCCUACUUAUUCUUAGUAACACAAGACUUGUCUAUUUCCCACCUAUCCUCAGUAACACAAGUCUUGUCUACUCCCUACUUAUUCUUAGUAACACAAGACUUGUCUAUUUCCUACUUAUUCUUAGUAACACGAUACUAG
Messenger RNA from Lottia gigantea (owl limpet), 558 nucleotides. RefSeq lists its product as hypothetical. The transcript has a single exon. The annotation marks the transcript as partial. The record is from RefSeq and is a predicted model, not a curated record. NCBI's taxonomy places the organism in Eukaryota, Metazoa, Mollusca, Gastropoda, Lottiidae.